UGCGCCGGGAACAGAGGUGCGGAGCGAGGGAAUUGGUCGGCGAGAGCGGCGAGGAAGAAGGCCGCCGGAGGUUUUGAGGAAGGGAAGGCGGAUUGGGAGCUGAGGAUUUUCGCGGAUUUUCAACGGCUUAUCUAUUAUUUUUUUUUUAAGAAAAAGUGAGAUCGGAUGAUUCGUUGAGGUAAUUUGGUGGAGGGGAGGGAUUAGACGGAGGCAUUUGGGAUCUUGUUAGAAGUGUUGUGGUAUUCUGGUUCUUUGGUUUUGCGGUGUAUGGUUUCUGGAUCUGGUGGGAUACAGGGAUUUGUUUGAUUGAACACCGAUCCUGGGUUUGGCCAACUUGUUAUCGGAAGCUGGUCGUCUAUGGCAGGGAUGCCAGGCACGGCUUUCAGGGUUCAGAAUGAGUGCGUGGGCGUCCCUUUGAUUGCAUAUAGGAAGAAGGGUGUUUAUCGCGGGCCCCGUACGGAGAGAUGCUCCUUUAUGAGGCAGUGCCCUGGGGUUUUUUUGGAAAGUAAACUGUUAGGAUCGAAGUUGCGGGCUUCCGAGCGGGUUCAGCGCUGGUGGACAGAUGGGCCGGGGCGUUCCCCUAUGCUUAAGGUGGUGUCGGCGACUAUGUCACUGUCUCAAGUGCCGGAGAAGCCGCUGGGUCUAUACGAUGCAUCUUUUGAUAAGGAUUCUUGCGGUGUCGGCUUUGUUGCGGAGCUUUCCGGCGAGUACAAACGGGAAACGGUUGCCGAUGCCUUGGAGAUGUUGGUUAGGAUGGCACACAGGGGAGCGUGCGGUUGUGAGGUCAACACCGGUGACGGGGCAGGCAUCCUUGUAGCGCUUCCGCAUGAUUUUUACAAGGAGGUAGCCAGGGAUCUUGGAUUUGAUUUGCCGCCACCUGACCAAUAUGCGGUUGGCAUGUUUUUCCUGCCUACUGAUCCAGGUCGUCGUGAGGAAAGCAAGGCUGUAUUUACCCAGGUUGCUGUGUCAUUGGGGCAUGAGGUUAUUGGCUGGCGACGAGUGCCUACUGAUAAUUCAGAUUUGGGGCAGUCUGCUCUUCAGACAGAGCCAAUCAUUGAACAAGUGUUCCUGAAACCACGUUUGGGAUCAAAUAUUGAUUUUGAACAGCAGAUGUACAUAUUAAGAAGGUUUUCUAUGUCAGCUAUUCGGGCUGCUUUAGAUCUCCAACAUGGUGGUGCAAGGGACUUCUACAUAUGUUCCUUAUCUUCCAGGUGAUUUUUCCAUUGUUAAUACAUGACCAGCACCAUCCGUUUUCAUCUUCUUCUCUUCUUCGUUUAUUGGUACCAAAAAACACUUUUCUUUGUUGUGCAAGUUGAACUUCAGCCACCCUCAACUUGAGCUUGAGUA
Molecule: messenger RNA, 1347 nt
Organism: Phalaenopsis equestris
Lineage: Eukaryota; Viridiplantae; Streptophyta; Magnoliopsida; Asparagales; Orchidaceae
Product: glutamate synthase 1 [NADH], chloroplastic-like
Exons: 6
Coding region: 358-1215 (285 amino acids)
Biological process (GO): ammonia assimilation cycle
Molecular function (GO): glutamate synthase (NADH) activity
Source: RefSeq, a predicted model, not a curated record